AUGAUUUCAUCGGAUCCAACGGAGUGCUUUCAGACGUGUUCGGAAUGUGACGAUUGCGUGAGUAUCAAUUACCGCACAUCAAACGGCGAGUGUAUUUGGGCGUCUUCAGGAUCAUGGGGUGAUAGCUACGGGGGGGAUUCAUCCUUUGAGUGGUAUCGAAGUUGUAGAUCAAUUUCUGAUAGUGACUUUGCGACGCACGUCACAGGGUGUCUCGCGGAAGCACCUAUCGACGGUUUGUGUAAAGAGUAUAGCGGCAAAAAUUUCCCUGAUUCGACUACUAACUACAUCGGAAUGAUGCCAUACUGGGACGUUUCUGCGGUGACUAACAUGAAUGGUGCGUUUGAAAAUCAGGGAUCCUUCAACGCCGAUAUAUCUAGCUGGGACGUUUCAAGCGUGACGACCAUGGAAAUGAUGUUCAAAGGAGCACUGGAUUUUACUCAAGAACUUUCUGGUUGGAGCAUCGGUUCUGCCACGAGCACAACCGACAUGUUCCUUGGUGCGACAGCAUUUCAGGCAACGUACGCGUGCACGAGCGCAGACGACGGGCCUCCGAACUCGUGCAAGUUACGAAGGUCGAAAUACUGCAUGAGUGCCACAUAUAGUAGAAGAAGUUUGGGGAGUUUUACAGGAAUAACGUGCGAUGGUGCGACGUCUAUGAUCGUAUCGGAUCCAACGAAGUGCUUUGAGACGUGUUCCAAAUGUGACGAUUGCGCGAGUAUCAAUUACCGCACAUCAAACGGCGAGUGUAUUUGGGCGUCUUCAGGAUCAUGGGGUGAUAGCUACGGGGGGGAUUCAUCCUUUGAGUGGUAUCGAAGUUGUAGAUCAAUUUCUGAUAGUGACUUUGCGACGCACGUCACAGGGUGUCUCGCGGAAGCACCUAUCGACGGUUUGUGUAAAGAGUAUAGCGGCAAAAAUUUCCCUGAUUCGACUACUAACUACAUCGGAAUGAUGCCAUACUGGGACGUUUCUGCGGUGACUAACAUGAAUGGUGCGUUUGAAAAUCAGGGAUCCUUCAACGCCGAUAUAUCUAGCUGGGACGUUUCAAGCGUGACGACCAUGGAAAUGAUGUUCAAAGGAGCACUGGAUUUUACUCAAGAACUUUCUGGUUGGAGCAUCGGUUCUGCCACGAGCACAACCGACAUGUUCCUUGGUGCGACAGCAUUUCAGGCAACGUACGCGUGCACGAGCGCAGACGACGGGCCUCCGAACUCGUGCAACUGA
Bathycoccus prasinos is the source of this 1221-nucleotide messenger RNA. RefSeq lists its product with no specific name. NCBI's taxonomy places the organism in Eukaryota, Viridiplantae, Chlorophyta, Mamiellophyceae, Mamiellales, Bathycoccaceae. The transcript has a single exon. The record is from RefSeq and is a predicted model, not a curated record. The coding region runs from base 1 to 1221 and encodes 406 amino acids.